Molecule: messenger RNA, 2497 nt
Organism: Cherax quadricarinatus
Lineage: Eukaryota; Metazoa; Arthropoda; Malacostraca; Decapoda; Parastacidae
Source: RefSeq, a predicted model, not a curated record
CUUGACACCUGUCAAAUUAUGUUUCAUGGGAUAUUGGGUGAUCCUUCCAAAACUGAAGAGGAACGAAAAGAAAACAUAAGUAAAGCAACCAAGGUGAUGCAUGAUGAAAAGAAUCCAUGCAUUAAGUCAGCCCUCCCACCAGUGUGGAGUACAAGUUGUCGCUGAAGUGUCUGGACGAGAACAACUUCAACCGAGGCAUCUGUGUCGAUUAUUUUGAGAAUUACAAGAAGUGUAAAGAAUUUUGGGAAGACAUUAGAAUACAGCGACGCAAAGCAGGCAUUGUUCCAAAUUUGCCGACUGCAGCAGAGCGUCAGCAAAUCAAGAUGGAAUAUAUGGAAAAGUUGAGAACUGGGAGGCAAACAUAAGUUGGUAGGAAUGUAAGUGUUGCUGUUCGUGACCUGCUUAUUAUCACAAGUGUUACAGCAAAGAUUGCAACAGCAAAAUGAGUGCCAUGUUUCGAAUUGUUUUGGUGCCAACACUGGUAGCCAUACUGGCUAUAGUUGCUCUCAAGAUCUAUUCCAUCUACCCAAGUGGACAUACAGGUGUACUCUUCUUUUUCUCUACAAGUUCGCAUGAAGACAGGAAAGAGUUUAAAGCAACAAAAGAAGGCAUGGAGUUACUGCCAGUCUCUUCUUCCACACCAGUGUUUAUCAUCAUCCAUGGAUACACUGAGUCAUCCAUCAGACCCUGGGUAAUCAACCUCACUAAUGCUAUGUUGGACCACGAUGCAGUGUGUGUUGUUAUACUUGUAGACUACUGGGACAUGACAACCAUAUCCCGACCAUACAUGAUGAUCAAUGUCCGACACAUUGCAACUGUAACAGCAAGUAUGAUUGACCUGCUAGUUCUGGAGAAAGGUGUUAGGCUGAGCAACACACAUGUUCUGGGCUUCAGUUUAGGUGGAAGAAUUGCAGGACUCGUUGGUGACAGAGUCCAGACAGGAACCAUUGGAAGAAUUACUGGUUUGGAUGCAUCUUAUCCUUGGCUUCCACCUAAAACCAAGGAAGAGUUUUUAGAUGCUGGUGAUGCGGCUCUCGUGGUUAAUCUUCGAACUUCUUUCAUUGGAUCACAUUCUCCUCCAGGUCACAUUGAUUUUUAUGCUAAUGGAGGACUUUCUCAACCAGGAUGCCAAAAGUGGUACUAUCCUUACACAGCACAACAAGUUUGCAAUCAUUUCCGUGCUGUUGCACUUAUGAUAGAGGCAGUGAAGCAUGCCAGGGACAGAGUGUUCCCAGCGUGUGGUUGUCCAGACUGGAACACCUUUCAAGAUAACACCUGUGACUGUCACAAUGUUAAUAAUUUUGGCUUGUAUCCGAAUACCAGCGCUCUGGGAAAAUUUUAUUUUUCUACAAAUUCCGAGCCUUUAUAUUCAAGACCACUUUAAGGUAGUUUAUGUAUGUAUAUACGGUAGUGUAUAUUAGUGAAUUCUUCAAUAAAAUGUAAAUAGAAAUAUGCUUUUGGUUAUCACCAUGGACAAGAAAACUGUGGCCUAGAUGCAGCAUGCUGAAGAGUGAGAAAAUUUAGAAACUGUUGCGUACCCUGCCACCUUCACACACUGUUUGAAAAGCAAUUUUUUUUUUGUCAUCUGCUGGCAAUCUUGGAAAAUCUGGCACACCCACAUCAUACUCCACAAGACACAGAUACUGUAGUGCAUUUCCUCGUAUUAUACGACAGUGGUGUCACUGACUGAGAGUGACUUACUCUUCCCUCCUCCCUCCCUCCCCAGGAAAUUACUUUAAAUUGCAGUGUGGUACAGUGAUUCAUUUUUGUGGAACACUGUAUUUAUUGUCUGAUAAAUCCGAAGGAGAGAUUCCAAGUGCUCUCUCUGCUUCUACUCAUUUUGUAUAAUUUUAUUUUGUGAUAGGUUUAUAUAUUCCUUCUAGUUAUUCUGGUUAGUGAUAGUUAUCCCUAAUGUUUUUUUCUCCAACAACCGGCCGUAUCCCACCAAGGCAGGGUGACCUAAAAGAAAGUUUUUAUAUUUAGUAAUUUAUAUAGAAGGGGUUACUAGCUCUUUGCUUCCUUAUUUCUAAAUAUAAAAUUUAUAUAAAUAAGCCCUAAUAUUAUUGAGGUCACAUUUGUUUAAUGAAAAUUGGUAGUAUCUGUUUAAUAAACCUUGAAAUGUUUGGUUCUUGUCUAUAUAGUAAAGUUUUGAGAGCUUUAGGGCUUUAAUAAAGUUUGCAAAACCUGCUUUAUUGUCUAAUGAACCAAUUAUUUUCACAGUUUGUCUCUAAAUACUUGAAUUACUUAUGUUUCAUUUUCAUUGUUAGGUUUGUGUUUUUUGCCUUUUGGUUUGCAAGGGUUUUGUUGUAAUGUUAAUAAUGAAGAAAAUACUGAACAUUUCUUUUGUCAGUAAUUCUGCACAAUUAGAGGUCACUUAAUAAUUUUAGAGGACAUCAGAAUGUUUAUAAUAGAAUUUAUUCUACCUGUGUGUCAUAAUCCAAAGUAGUGAUUGUUUCAGCAUUACCUAUUAUGUAAAGACAAAUAUAUAUGAGAUAAA